This is a messenger RNA of Penicillium odoratum, 858 nucleotides long. Its product is annotated as MICOS complex subunit MIC26/MIC27. Lineage: Eukaryota; Fungi; Ascomycota; Eurotiomycetes; Eurotiales; Aspergillaceae. The annotation marks the transcript as partial. The transcript is spliced from 3 exons. Gene Ontology annotation, biological process: cristae formation. Gene Ontology annotation, cellular component: mitochondrial crista junction; MICOS complex. The record is from RefSeq and is a predicted model, not a curated record.
GUUCCGCCGAGCCGAAUAAUUCCCGUUCUUGGCUUUGAACCCGACUUUGCUUCAACCUCCUUCUCCUACUAUUAUAUCCCCACACACAACCCCAGCAUGUCGUUCCGGCCGAUCUUGCAGCAGCGGGCUGUGGCUCCGAUCGCAGCCACCCUCCUCGCAGGAGGCAUGGCUCUGUACCCCAAGCAGACAGCUUUCGCGGAAGACCCUCGAGAGAGGAAAUCCAUCUACGACGAUGAAGACUUCCCGUCUGCCAUCCCCGAACCCUCCAAAGCCACACCCGUGCUCGAGCCCAAGUCCGAGGCCGAGCCUGCAGUCUCCAAGGCCAUCUCCCUGCCUUUCUUGCAAACAUCUCCCUCCUCGCCUACCCCGACAGACAUCCUGACCUCCCAGGUUCGUCAAGCCCGUCUCUUCCUAUACUCGCACUCCCUGGCCGCGGAGAACGGCUUCAACGACUUCUUGUCCCGGGCCCUGCACAUCGAAAACGCCUUUACCAACACCGUUGCCUCACUCGCUCCUUCCGCUGAUUCUGGCGAGCGCCUUACCCCCGGCGGUGUCUACGUCGUUGUUGCCGCCAUGGCCGGCUCCAUUGUGUCGCGCAACCGCGGCAUCUUCCUCCGCACUCUGUCGCCGCUUACCUUCGGUACCGUUGCUGCUUACACCCUCCUGCCUGUCACCAUGAAGAACGUUGGCGAGCUGGCUUGGUCGUACGAGAAGAGGUUCCCCGCUAUUGCGGAUAAGCACAUCGCUUUCCGGGAGCGGGCGGAGCACUUCUGGUACACUGGUAUUGCGCACAGCGGUAUGGCCCGCCAGAUGAUGGAGGAUAAGAUUGGUGAGACCCGGAAGAAGCUGGAGCAGUUG